Molecule: messenger RNA, 305 nt
Organism: Amoebophrya sp. A120
Lineage: Eukaryota; Dinophyceae; Syndiniales; Amoebophryaceae
Source: the annotation of a GenBank genome assembly
GAGCUGCAAGACCUGCAUGAGCUUCGAGAAGGACAACUAGGACUACAACCCGCGGCCGCCAUGGGAGCAGCAGGACCCUCGUUGGACAAGCAAACGAAAACACCAACUGCAAGCCCGAUCUGUGGCACUAGUAGUUGUUCUGGGAAACCGAAAAUGAACGACUCCAAUAGAGUUGUUGUCCCGUCUUCAUCAUCCGCAUCCCCGAGGAGUUGCAUUUUUGUUCCACCUGCAAAUGAGACCGGCGCAGCCAGCUCCACUGCAUCCCCCUUGCUGUCAUUCGCCGGCGCACGGGCGGUCAUGGGAAC